This is a messenger RNA of Cyprinus carpio (common carp), 8786 nucleotides long. RefSeq names its product host cell factor 1-like. NCBI's taxonomy places the organism in Eukaryota, Metazoa, Chordata, Actinopteri, Cypriniformes, Cyprinidae. Gene Ontology annotation, molecular function: protein binding; transcription coactivator activity. The record is from RefSeq and is a predicted model, not a curated record. Gene Ontology annotation, biological process: chromatin remodeling; regulation of DNA-templated transcription. Gene Ontology annotation, cellular component: histone methyltransferase complex.
AUCAGCGCUGUUUUAUAAGAAAACAAAAACUGUGUUUGAACAGUUUUAUUGUGUGUUACAUGUGUUUAUAAAUAUACAUAUGCAUUUGGAUCAGUAAAAAAGCACUAGGCUUUUUUUUGCAGAGGGUGGAUUGUUUGGUUUGUUUAUCAAGAAGAGAGGCGUGAAAAAUACACACAUAUCACAUAAAGCUACAAUAAUAACCUCCAUCUGCAUUCGCUUUAAUGCGGACUUCAAACGCGUCAAUUUUGUAGUUUUUAACACAUUUUACCUGCGGGGUUGAAUGGACGUAUUUAGUAUAAUACGAUUUGCGUAAUAUUCAAUUUCAAUAAAAGGUGAUAUUUUGUAUUUACUUGUAUUUUUUCCGCUCGUCAUAUCGGUUCGGUGCCUUGUGUGUGUUAGAUAAAUUUUCUUAAUAUUUUUCCACCUUUAUUUUCUGUUUACUAUUAUGAUUUAUCAUCAUCAUCAUCAUUAUUAUGUUCACUCCGCCCAUUUCUAUUCACUAGCGUGUGUGUGUUAGCUUAGCCGCUUAGCCGCUAACGAGGCGCUUGUGCUGGUAGCGUUUAGCUAGCCUCCGCAAGAUGGCGGCGUACACAUCUUCAUCGCGCUUUUCUUUUUCUCCUAAAGACAUUUAACCCAAAAACAGAUUUGAGAAAAAAUGCUCAGGCGCCCAUCUGCAUGUGUCGCUGUGUAUCUUGAGUCACUCUCCUCCGUUUAGCCGGUAACUAGCGUCCGCUCAGCCGCCGGCGUCUUGUCUAUUUAUCUUCUCGUGAUGAAAAGCGUCUUUUGCCGCUAAAAUGGUGGUUCGCGCAGAUUUGAGCGGCUAGCAUGCUAACCGGCCGACAUAUUUUUUUUUCAUACGCUAUACAUUUGAUUUCCGACGCGCAUAAUCGCUAAUAUUUAAUAUAACUGAGUGAGUGUUUUAGUAUAUUUUGGAGAGCAUUUGGCCAAAAAAAUAAAUAAAUAAAAAUAAAACCGCGUGGAAGUCGAAUCCUUUUCACUGACCUAGUUAGCUUGCGAAGCUACAGAGUACUAGCGGGCUAAUCCAGUUAGCACACAGCGCUUUUGACACACGAAUGCUGUUGGAAUCCCAACUGAAAUCAACGCUGUGCGUGGGGUUUGUGUCUCGCUAGAGAAGUGGACAUGGCUUCUUCGGGGACCUCGGUUCUGCAGCCGCGCUGGAAGAGGGUUUUGGGCUGGUCUGGCCCGGUCCCUCGCCCGAGACACGGACACCGAGCUGUGGCCAUUAAGGAGCUGAUGGUGGUGUUCGGCGGAGGGAAUGAAGGCAUUGUGGACGAGCUGCACGUCUAUAACACAGCCACCAAUCAGUGGUUUAUUCCUGCUGUCCGGGGUGACAUUCCUCCCGGCUGUGCUGCAUAUGGAUUUGUGUGCGACGGCACCAGACUCCUUGUGUUCGGGGGCAUGGUUGAGUAUGGAAAGUAUAGCAACGAUCUUUAUGAACUACAGGCCAGUAGAUGGGAGUGGAAACGUUUGAAGCCCAAAGCCCCCAAGAAUGGCCCACCACCAUGUCCUCGACUGGGCCACAGCUUUUCCCUGGUUGGAAACAAAUGUUAUUUGUUUGGUGGACUGGCAAAUGACAGUGAAGAUCCCAAAAACAAUAUUCCCAGAUACCUGAAUGACCUCUACACACUCGAGCUUCGCCCGGGGUCUAACGUAGCAGGCUGGGACAUCCCCAUUACAUACGGUGUGCUUCCCCCUCCUCGGGAGAGCCACACUGCUGUUGUCUACACGGAGAAAACGUCCAAAAAGUCUCGUCUCAUCAUCUAUGGCGGCAUGAGUGGUUGCCGUCUUGGGGACCUCUGGACUUUGGACAUAGAUACUUUAACCUGGAACAAACCUGCCAUAAGCGGUGCGCCGGCACCUUUGCCCCGCAGUCUCCACUCUGCCACCACUAUAACCAACAAGAUGUUUGUGUUUGGUGGAUGGGUUCCUCUGGUCAUGGAUGAUGUCAAAGUAGCGACACACGAGAAGGAAUGGAAGUGCACUAACACACUGGCUUGCUUGAAUCUAGACUCAAUGUCUUGGGAAAACAUCUUGAUGGACACGCUCGAGGAUAAUAUCCCUAGGGCCAGAGCCGGACACUGCACUGUGGCUAUAAACAAUAGGCUGUACGUCUGGAGUGGAAGAGACGGCUACCGCAAAGCCUGGAACAACCAAGUUUGCUGCAAAGAUCUGUGGUAUUUGGAAACAGAUCGUCCUCAGCCUCCGUCACGUGUGCAGCUGGUCCGUGCCAACACCAACUCUCUGGAGGUGAGCUGGGGGGCGGUGCCUACUGCUGACACUUACCUGCUGCAGCUGCAGAAAUAUGACAUCCCUGCUGCAACAGCUGCCACAUCGCCAACGGUCAACCCAACCCCGUCUUUACCCAUCAACUCGCCUAAGAGUCCGGCGCCCGCCGCUGCUGCUCCUGCAGCUCAGAGUCUGCCCCUCUCUGGGGUCACAAUGGUGCCACAAGUUCCUUCCCCCACCGCCGCCAUGCCAUGCAGCCCGCUUGCAGCCUCACCACGUGGACCAGCUAUUCUUAAAGUGGCAGCGCCUCAUUCCACCCCCGGGACGUCAGUCGUUACUGUGCGUCAGGCCACUCCAGGAGGAAAAUCCCCAGUUACGGUUACAUCACUUCCUGCAGGUGUCCGCAUGGUUGUCCCUGCACAGAGCGCCCAGGGGACGCCAAUCGGCAGCAGUCCUCAGAUGAGUGGCAUGGCUGCUUUGGCUGCAGCUGCAGCUGCCACACAGAAGAUCCCGCCCUCUUCCACAACCACUGUGCUAAAUGUUCCAGCCGGAGCCACCAUCAUGAAAACCGUCGCUGUGACUCCUGGAUCCACAGCUCUGCCAGCUACUGUCAAAGUAGCUUCACCUGUAAUGGUUACUAAUCCCGCGACCCGAAUGCUGAAAACGGCUGCAGCUCAGGUCGGCACUUCCGCCAUCUCUACUCCUAACACUCCGAAUCGGCCGAUCAUCACUGUGCACAAAUCAGGCACAGUAACCGUAGCCCAGCAGGCUCAGGUCGUCACCACCAUGGUCGGAGGAGUCACCAAAACUAUAACCCUUGUUAAGAGCCCCAUUACAAUGGGUGGUAGCGGUUCUCUGAUCUCCAGCCUUGGGAAGAUGAUGUCUGUUGUCCAGACCAAACCAGUACAAACCUCUGCGAUCACCGGGCAGGCUGGAGGCAGUCCUGUUACUCUAAUACAAACAAAAACUCCUCUGCCUGCUGGUACCAUCCUGAAACUGGUCACAUCUGCUGAUGGCAAGCCCACCACAAUCAUUACAACUUCACAGGCAGGAGGGCCUGGCAACAAACCCACUAUCCUGGGAUACAGCACAGUCUCUCCAACUACCGCCAACAAACCAGGAACCACCAUUAUUAAAACCAUUCCCAUGUCUGCUAUCCAACAAGGAGCAACAGGUCUGACUAGCAGCCCUGGCGUCAAGUCCCCCAUCACAAUUAUCACCACUAAGGUUGUUACUCCUGGCACAGGUACUCCAGGGAAAAUCAUAACAGCUGUGCCAAAACUGACAGGUGCAGGACAACAGGGGGUCACACAGGUGGUCCUGAAGGGGGCGCCAGGGCAGCCUGGCACUAUCCUGCGCACUGUGCCUAUGGGUGGAGUGCGUCUGGUUUCACCAGGCACUGUGUCCGCUGGCAAACCAACUGUUACCACAUUGGUUGUCAAGGGCACCACGGGAGUCACAACUCUGGGUACAGUAAGUGGUACUGUAUCAACUAGUGUGGCAGGGGCCAAUGUGGCAAGCGCUAACGCCAGCCUGGUGACUCCAGUCACCACACUUGGCUCCAUCGCCACAUUGUCCAGCCAGGUGAUCAGUCCCACGGCCAUCACUGUAUCUGCUGCCCAGAACAAGCUCGCCACCGCUACAAUACAAUCGGCAGCCCAGCCUACUCAAGUAACCCUGAUCACGACUCCAAGCGGUGCUGAGGCCCAGCCUGCACAGGAUCUUCCUGUCUCCAUCCUGGCCUCUCCCACCUCAGAGCAGACCUCCACCACUGGUGCUGAUGCUGGUGACGGCGCUGGCGAUGGUGCUACCACCGUGACACUGGUCUGCUCCAACCCUCCGUGUGAGACACAUGAGACUGGAACGACCAACACGGCGACAACAGCUUCGGCCAAAAUGGGCAAUGAACAGAUUUGUUCCAACCCACCCUGUGAGAUGCACGUGACAGGCACCACCAACACAGCAACUACAGCCUCUGCGAACAUGGGCGGAGCACAGCAGGUGUGCUCCAACACACCCUCAGAAACCCAUGACACGGGCACCACCAACACAGCCACCACUGCCAGCAGCGACAUGGGAUCUAAAGAGAUGGGAACUGUGAACAGCAAGACGACGUCAUCUUCGCCAGCUACGUCUUCAGCUUCUGGUUCAGAACCAGCAACACCCGUCUCAGAGAGCAGUGCUGGACCGGGCACCAUGCGGCCGGAGAAUCCGCGCACGGGGACCACCAACACCUCCACUACCGCUCGUUCCAACAUGGGCUCCGACCAGACGGGCACGGUGCAGAGCUCCAACAAGAGCCAGGCCGGCAUUUCUUCUACAGUGAUGCCUGUUUGCUCCAACUCUCCCAGCGAAACGAACGAGGAGGGCACCGCAAACACUUCACCUGUGUCUGGUGACGUCCAGCAGGUCUGCUCAACUCCUCACUGUGAGACACACGAGACGGGCACGACCAAUACGGCUACGCAGUCGAGCUCUAGUAUGGGCAGUGGGCAAACCGAUGUUGUGCAGAGGGUGUGUUCCAAUCCGCCCUGUGAAACUCAUGAAACGGGCACCACCAACACAUCAACCCAAGCCUCAUCUUCUAUUGGUGCUGGACAGGAUGACGCUGUGCAGAAGGUGUGUUCCAAUCCGCCCUGUGAAACUCAUGAAACGGGCACAACCAACACACCAACCCAGGCCUCAUCUUCUAUUGGUGCUGGACAGAAUAGCACAGUGCAGAGGGUAUGCUCCAAUCCGCCCUGUGAAACUCAUGAAACGGGCACAACCAACACGCCGACUCAGGCCUCAUCUUCUGUUGGUGCUGGACAGAAUAGCACAGUGCAGAGGGUAUGCUCCAAUCCGCCCUGUGAAACUCAUGAAACGGGCACAACCAACACAUCAACCCAACCGACUCAGUCUAUUGGUGCUGGACAGGAUGACGCUGUGCAGAGGGUAUGCUCCAAUCCGCGUGAAACUCAUGAAACGGGCACAACCAACACGCCGACUCAGGCCUCAUCUUCUAUUGGUGCUGGACAGGAUGACGCUGUGCAGAGGGUAUGCUCCAAUCCUCCCUGUGAAACCCACGAGACCGGCACCACCAACACAGCCACGACAGCAACAAGCAGCUUAGAAACUGGAGACGUAACAGCCCAGCAGGCUGGUGAUGGACAGAGUGACAGUGGCACCAGCUCAGAACCCUCGUCAUCUACAGAACCAGCCAAUGCAACAACACAAAGCAGAGCCAUCACAACCGUAACACAGGCCACGCCCACUCCAGGACCAUCAGUACCGGAGAUUUCAUCCAUGGCUGGAUCUGCGGUAGUGGCUGAGGUCCCAGGAGAGGCCGAGGCCAUGGAGCAGACCAGCGCUGAGGCUGUGGCAGCGGGAGAAGAGCCCAUGCAGACCGAGUGUCAGGGAGAGCUGGGUGAAGAGGGAGCCGUUAGGGUUGUUGCCAUAGAUGAAAGUGCAGCCGGUGAGGAGGGCACCAUGCUACAGGUUCAUGUCGCCAUGGAAGCACAGCCAGGUCAAGGAGAUCAGGCUGAGCAGAUGGAGGCCGGUGUGGAGGGUGCAGAAGCGAUGAGUCUCGCCGCUCAGAACUCAGAAGCCCUCGCACUGCCCCAGGAGCUGAUGUCUGCAGAAGGACAGCAAACCACCCUCAUGGUGACCGGACUGACUCCAGAGGAGCUGGCUGUGACUGCAGCGGCUGAGGCUGCAGCACAGGCUGCGGCUACAGAAGAAGCGCAGGCCCUUGCCAUCCAGGCUGUCCUACAGGCGGCUCAGCAGGCUGUGCUCAGUGAGGGAGACGCAGGUCACGAUGGGCAGCAGUCCACCACCAUCCCUAUAGUUUUGACUCCGCAGGAGCUCGCUGCUCUGGUUCAGCAACAGCAUCAGCUCCAGGAGGCGCAGGCAGCCGCAGCCCAGCAGUUAAGCGCUGCAGCAGCCGCAGCUGCACUGCCCACCGAAGGCUUGGCACCAGCAGACAGUCUCAAUGACCCGGCGUCUGAGAGCAACGGCCACGAGAUGACAACUGCUGUUGCGGGAGCUGUGGCCCGUCUCCUUCCACGUACUUCUGCAGAGACUCUAGCCCCAUCUAGUACUUUUGCACCAUCUCAGCCGAUGAUGGUCGCCAGUCCAGCCAAGAUGCAAGCGGCCACUGCUUUAGCUGAGGUGGCCAAUGGGAUUGAAUCAGCAGCUGGGAAGCAAGAAGCUCCUCCGGCAGUUGUAAAGCCACCAGUGAAGAAAGAGAAUCAGUGGUUUGACGUUGGAAUCGUGAAGGUCACAAACAUGGUUGUCACGCACUAUUAUGUGCCAGCAGAUGAUUCAGCGGUUACUGAUGAUGAUUCUGGCGCAAUCCCUGUAGAGCUUUAUGAAGGAGAUGGGUAUUUGUUUCGUGUGGCCGGUAUCAACGCGUGCGGCCGCGGGACGUUCUCUGAGGUCUCUGCGUUUAAGACCUGCUUACCUGGCUUCCCUGGAGCCCCGUGUGCCAUCAAAAUCAGCAAGAGCCCCGAUGGUGCCCACCUGACCUGGGAGCCUCCUUCAGUGACGUCGGGGAAGAUCAUUGAGUAUUCGGUGUAUCUGGCCAUCCAGAGCUCACAAACUGUCGAGGCUAAAGCGUCCGCUCCGGCUCAGCUUGCCUUUAUGCGGGUGUACUGUGGGCCCAACCCAUCCUGCCUAGUGCAGUCGUCUAGUCUCUCCAACGCCCACAUCGACUACACCACCAAACCCGCCAUCAUCUUCCGCAUCGCCGCACGCAACGAGAAGGGCUACGGCCCUGCAACGCAAGUCAGGUGGCUACAAGAAACCAGUAAAGAUGGCUCUGCGGCCAAACCUGCAGCAAAGAGACCGGUCUCGUCACCUGAUAUGAAAGGCGCUGGUCCAAAGAAGGCCAGAUCUGACCAGUGAGAGCUCACCGUGACCCUUGACCCCGCCCUGUUUAUGAGCUGAACCAUGACUGAACUCCACCUCCUGCUUCCACUUCUCUCCCCAUUCCAUCCUCUGCAAUGAACCAGAAGGAAACUGCAGCCAAAAAUAGGAAAACGUUCAAAAAAAAAAAAAAAAAAAGGAAAACCUUUCCGUUUCCAUUUUUGAGAAAUCCGCUCCCAUCACUGCACAUGUUGGUGCCAUGGACGCCUAAUUUCCAACUGCAUUUUUAAAAAAAAACAUUAAUGUUCCUCCUCAGAAGCACAUACAUUUGCUUUUCCUGACAAUUCUGUGUAAAGAGAUCCUGAAAGCAGCAUUCAGUCUAGUUAUAACUGUAUUAUCAGAUACUCAUUCUUUGUUUUCCUCCCUUGAUAUUCAUUUAUUUUUAAGCUUAUUUCAAUACAAGCAAUAUUUAACAAACAUAACUUUGCUCUCUUGUCAGUUUGUUGAUGUUUUCAUUAUUUGGGCAAGUCUGUAUAUUUCAAGCGCGUGCUGAAAGGAGACGGAGAUACAGAGGAGGGAGUGCGGACGGCGAAACAAAGCGGGGGAAACGCAUCGAAAUCAAAUUAAAACGGACAGCACUUGGUGAUGCUUGUGAGGGAAGAGACUCUGUAAUUAUUCAUUCACUUCGAGUUCAGUAGUCUGUUUUGCAUCACUGUGUGUUCAUACAUUUGCUGUGAGGGACAAUUGAGGACCGCGACGCUGAAGACGAAAAGGACUUCGAUUCAUGUAGAUGAAAAGCAUACUACUUUUGCAUCGCAUCAACUAGAUCUUGUACAAAGAGAGAGAAAAUCCCAAAAAUAGUAAAUGGUGAUACAGGAGUUCUUUGUGUGUGGUUUAUUUUUGUAAUUUUUUUUUUAAUUUUUAAAUAAGCAAAGGUCUUUCCUUCUCAUGUAUUUGUGCUUCAGGGCGCAGUUUUAAACCUCGCACCUCUCUUCCAGAUGUUAACUGCUCAUCCUGUAGUCUCUAUGCUUGUGGAUUUGACAUGCGGGCCACAGUGUUUCCCGUGUUCAUGAAUGAUUUCACCUUUAUUUUGGGAAUUGUAGUGUAAAAUGUAUGUAUUUGUUCUAAACAAUGACCCACUUUUCAGGCUUUCUCCACCCUUUUCGCACCCAACUUUUUACUUUCUGGCAUUAAUUGAAGCCUACUGCAGAAAAACAUGCUUUUAUUUGUAUUUCCCUCUUGUGAUUAGUCUAUAGUUCCUGUAUAUUUUCUCAUGUUUCUUUUAUACGCUUGGUUUUGUGAGUUGAUAGAUAUGAGUUGGGAUUCUUCUCAAGCUGUGCUGCAAAAGUUUGACCCAUUUUCAUUCUCUGCUUCGGACCGUUUGGACUUGUUUAGGGAUGCAGGCCUGUGUAAAUGCUAAAUUGCUGGAACGUAAGGAGAGGUUUUGAUUGGCAAGUUGGAAACGGUUCGUUCCUGUUUCUAGUGGUUGGGAAAUUUUGCAGAUGGAUUGUUGGCUUAGCCAGAGUUUGAACUCAGUUGUAAAUUAGUUCUUUCACGUAGCAAGACGUAAAAAAAAAAAAAAAAAAAAAAAAAACUCUUUGCCUUUUUUAUAUAAUUAUCUGUAACAAAAUGUUUUUACAUGUUGUCAUCUAUUGAUUGCUUUUGUGUCUUGACAUAAAAGUAAUGAAAUUCUG